AUGAUAAAGAUAUUCCAAAUCAAAAUAAUUUAUACAAGUGAUAUUAGUCAAGAGACGCAUUCUUCAUUAUUCGAAUUUAAUAGUAACGUCGAACGGGUCACAGGUUCUCAACAGUCAUCGAAUGAUGUAUUGGUUCAAAAUACUAGUGAAAUUGACGAUCAAUCUGCUUCAAAUUUUCUCAAAAGAAAACGGUGUGGCGGAUCUAAGCCGGACCUAGUGUGGGAAUAUGUCAAU
Racocetra fulgida is the source of this 234-nucleotide messenger RNA. Lineage: Eukaryota; Fungi; Glomeromycota; Glomeromycetes; Diversisporales; Gigasporaceae. The record is from the annotation of a GenBank genome assembly.